AUGACACUUAUGAGUAAGAUGGAGAUUGAUGAGAAGAAUGUUAAGGGAGAAGGUUUUAAACCAUAUUAUAUUACAAAGAUUGAGGAAUUACAAUUAAUUGUUGCUGAAAAAAGUCAAAAUUUAAGAAGAUUGCAGGCACAACGUAAUGAACUCAAUGCAAAAGUACGUAUGCUGCGAGAGGAAUUACAACUUUUACAAGAACAAGGCUCAUAUGUAGGGGAGGUAGUUAAACCUAUGGACAAAAAGAAAGUUUUAGUCAAAGUACAUCCUGAGGGCAAGUUUGUGGUGGACAUAGAUAAAAAUAUUGAUAUUAAUGAUGUGACACCGAAUUCACGAGUAGCUUUGCGCAAUGAAAGUUAUACUCUGCAUAAGAUAUUGCCAAAUAAAGUUGAUCCACUUGUGUCACUUAUGAUGGUGGAAAAAGUACCAGAUUCUACAUAUGAAAUGGUUGGAGGUUUAGAUAAGCAGAUAAAGGAAAUAAAAGAAGUUAUAGAAUUGCCAGUCAAGCAUCCAGAAUUGUUUGAUGCUCUUGGAAUUGCGCAACCUAAAGGUGUAUUAUUGUAUGGACCACCAGGUACUGGUAAAACUUUACUUGCGAGAGCAGUGGCACAUCAUACAGAAUGCACCUUUAUUCGUGUAUCUGGUUCUGAAUUGGUACAGAAAUUUAUUGGAGAAGGUUCACGUAUGGUUCGUGAACUUUUUGUGAUGGCAAGAGAACAUGCACCAUCUAUAAUAUUUAUGGAUGAAAUUGAUUCCAUUGGAAGUUCCCGAAUUGAAUCAGGAUCUGGUGGCGAUAGUGAAGUUCAACGAACUAUGUUAGAAUUGCUUAAUCAAUUGGAUGGUUUUGAGGCAACAAAAAACAUAAAAGUCAUUAUGGCUACAAAUAGAAUUGAUAUCUUAGAUCCUGCUUUAUUACGUCCUGGACGUAUUGAUCGUAAGAUUGAAUUUCCACCUCCAAAUGAAGAGGCUAGAUUGGACAUCUUAAAGAUUCAUUCUAGAAAAAUGAAUUUGACACGCGGAAUAAAUUUAAGGAAAAUAGCUGAACUUAUGCCAGGUGCAUCAGGAGCAGAAGUUAAGGGUGUUUGCACGGAAGCUGGAAUGUAUGCUCUUAGAGAACGUCGUGUUCAUGUAACUCAAGAAGAUUUUGAGAUGGCUGUAGCAAAGGUGAUGCAGAAAGACUCCGAAAAAAAUAUGUCUAUCAAAAAAUUAUGGAAAUAAAUCAUUUUCAUAUUUUUUUCAAUA
Camponotus floridanus (Florida carpenter ant) is the source of this 1242-nucleotide messenger RNA. It is a transcript of the gene Rpt6, whose product is annotated as 26S proteasome regulatory subunit 8. Gene Ontology annotation, molecular function: ATP hydrolysis activity; proteasome-activating activity; ATP binding. Gene Ontology annotation, cellular component: proteasome regulatory particle, base subcomplex. Gene Ontology annotation, biological process: proteasome-mediated ubiquitin-dependent protein catabolic process. NCBI's taxonomy places the organism in Eukaryota, Metazoa, Arthropoda, Insecta, Hymenoptera, Formicidae. Bases 1 to 1218 code for a protein of 405 amino acids. The transcript has 6 exons. The record is from RefSeq and is a predicted model, not a curated record.